Messenger RNA from Cucurbita maxima (winter squash), 4322 nucleotides. RefSeq names its product nuclear pore complex protein NUP133. Gene Ontology annotation, cellular component: nuclear pore outer ring. Lineage: Eukaryota; Viridiplantae; Streptophyta; Magnoliopsida; Cucurbitales; Cucurbitaceae. The coding region runs from base 151 to 4140 and encodes 1329 amino acids. Gene Ontology annotation, molecular function: protein binding; structural constituent of nuclear pore. The record is from RefSeq and is a predicted model, not a curated record. The transcript has 8 exons. Gene Ontology annotation, biological process: transcription-dependent tethering of RNA polymerase II gene DNA at nuclear periphery; protein import into nucleus; poly(A)+ mRNA export from nucleus.
GUCAGUACGCUUGAGCACACUCGAUCACUCCCAUCUCCCGCCAGAGCUUCGUGCUUUCCGCGUUCAUUUCUUUCACACUCCAAGCUUUAAACCCUAAACCCCGAAAUUCAAUUCUUCUUCUUCUUCCAUUUUUCUGUGUAGUAUUCAGCAAUGUUCUCUCCCGGGACGAAGAGACGCAAUUCAAGCUCCAGAACAGGUCGAAAUUUGGCCCCGGCCCUGUCUGAUUCUCCUAUUACACCAAUUUCAGCCGUCCGUAAGCCAGUGCUCGAUAAUCUGGUCCCCAACCGCCCCGGCACCGGCACUCCGGCUCCUUGGACUCCUCGCUUAUCAGUCCUUGCAAGAAUUUCACCAGUUAAUAAAAGUGAUAAGGAAGAUGAGACAGAUCCAGUUCGGCCUGUUUAUGUUGGAGAGUUCCCCCAAGUGGUUCGUGAUGAGCAGGCCAGUCUGGUACAGCAGUUUGCCACAAGUGGUGCAAGCGUGGCAGGUGGAAUGGAUGCCGAGACAUCCCUUGCUUGGAUUAUAUGCCGAGACAAGCUCUUUCUUUGGACCUACUUGUUACCUGUGGCCACCAUGAAAUGUGUUGUUCGUGAACUUCCAAAAAGAAUUUUAGACAGUAAAGAUAUUGGUAGAAACAACAAUGAUCAUUGGUUGCUCAGCGUUGUUAGUUGGGAUAGCCAAAAUCAAAGUUCAAGAAAGUCAGUUAAACACCAAAACUCAGUUGCCAUUAUAAUUUGUAAUAAAAAAACAGGAGCUGUUGUAUAUUGGCCUGAUAUCUUCUCAGAUGGAGGAAGCACUCCAAUUACCUGUCUAACAUCUUCUCAUGAGCCAGCGGCAAUUUCAUCAAAAACUUCAAUUUUUGAUGGGAAAAGCACUUCACUUGCAAAUCAACGUCCGAAUAGACCAUGUACAUUCAACUCUUUGAUUGCCGUUGCUGUCCCUGAUUCCCAGUACGUUUGUGUUGCCCUUGCAUGUAGUUCAAAUGGCCAGCUUUGGCAGUAUCUCUGCAGCCCUAUGGGAAUUCAAUGUACUGAAGUACCUCAAGAUAUAUGUGGUUUUCGCUGUCAAGAUGAUGGUAGCUGUCAAAAUCUUGUGAGUGAUGGGUAUCCAAGGUCUCUAACUUGGUCUCGUUCUCACCUUCAACUGGAUAAAUUUAACAGAAAGUUUUUGCUUCUGACAGAUCAUGAGAUACAGUGUUUUUGUCUUAAACUUUUUCCUGAUUUACAAGUGUCCAAGCUCUGGUCCUAUGAAAUUGUUGGUACAGAUAGUGAUUUGGGCAUUAAAAAAGAUCUAGCUGGUCAGAAAAGGAUCUGGCCUCUUGAUUUGCAGGAAGAUGAACAAGGCGCUGUCAUCACCAUUUUAGUUGCCACAUUCUGUAAGGAUCGCAUUAGUAGUUCGAGUUAUAUACAGUAUACCCUUCUUACCUUGCAAUACAAAUCUGGGGCAGGAAUAGAGGCUAGUGGUGAUAAGAGGAUACUGGAGAAAAAAGCCCCAAUACAAGUUAUAAUUCCAAAAGCAAGAGUAGAAAAUGAAGAUUUUUUGUUCUCCAUGAGACUUAGGGUAGGGGGCAAGCCUUCGGGAUCAGCCCUCAUUCUUUCGGGUGAUGGAACGGCAACUGUCUCCCAUUACUACAGAAGCUCCACUCUGCUGUAUCAAUUUGACUUACCUUAUGAUGCGGGGAAAGUAUUAGAUGCUUCAGUUCUUCCAUCCUCGGAGCAUGGUGAAGGAGCUUGGGUUGUUCUAACUGAGAGAGCAGGAAUUUGGGCAAUACCCGUAAAAGCUAUUGUCCUUGGUGGAGUUGAACCUCCUGAACGUAGUUUGUCACGCAGGGGAAGUUCAAAUGAACGAUCUGUGCAAGAUGACUCAAGAAGCCUCAAUUUUUCUGGCAACAUCGCGAGUACAAGAGGUAGUCUUGAGGUGCAGGAUGUUGUGGAUAGGAAAAAGGCUACUUUGUCUGGGAUGGCACAUCGAACAGCUCGAGAUGAAGAAUCAGAAGCUUUGCUGCGUCAACUUUUCCAUGAUUUUCUGUCAUCUGGUCAAGUGAAUAACUCAUUUGAAAAGCUGAAGAAUUCUGGUGCAUUUGAUAGGGAGGAUGAAACAAAUGUUUUUACGCGGAUGAGCAAGUCAAUUGUUGAUACUUUAGCAAAACAUUGGACUACAACGAGAGGUGCUGAGAUUGUGUCGAUGACUGUUGUUUCUACUCAGCUGAUUGACAAACAGCAGAAGCAUGAAAAGUUUCUCCAGUUUCUUGCUUUAUCAAAGUGCCACGAAGAGUUGUGUUCUAGACAAAGAAAUUCUUUGCAAAUUAUCCUGGGGCAUGGAGAAAAGCUUGCUGCGAUGAUUCAGUUAAGGGAACUGCAGAACACAAUUUUCCAAAACCGUUCAAAUGGACUUAGUUCCUUGAGUUCUAAUUCAGAAACUCCAAUGUCCGGUGCUCUAUGGGAUCUUAUUCAAUUUGUUGGAGAGCGAGCUCGCCGAAACACUGUUCUUCUAAUGGACAGAGAUAAUACUGAAGUGUUCUACAGUAAGGUUUCUGAAUUAGAAGAAGUAUUUAAUUGUUUAGAAAGGCAGCUAGAUUAUGUGGUAAGUGCAGACGAAUCAUAUGCAGUCCAGAACCAGAGAGCUUGUGAAAUCUCUAAAGCAUGUGUUACUAUCAUGCGUGCGGCUGUGCAAUAUAGAAAUGAGCAUCAGUUAUGGUAUCCUCCAUCUGAAGGCCUAACACCUUGGUACAGUCAAUUGGUUGUGCGGAAUGGGCUAUGGCACAUUGCUUCUCUCAUGCUUCAGCUUUUAAAUGAAGUUUCUGAGCUUGAUACAUCUGCAAAAUCUGAUUUAUAUUGCUACCUGGAACUAUUAACUGAAGUUCUUCUUGAGUCACAUGCUGGAGCUGUCACUGCAAAAGCAGAGCGCGGAGAAAAAACUGAAGGUCUUUUACAUGAAUUUUGGAGUCGAAGGGAUUCACUCCUCAGCUCUCUUUAUCAAAGAAUAAAAGAUUCCGUGGAAGCUGAGCAUAAGGAUUUUAGGGGAGAUUUGGUGGAGCAAAGGGUAGAAAGCCUCAGGAAGCAUUCAUCACGUCUGUUAGCUGUUGCAAAACAGCAUGAAUGCUACAGCAUUUUAUGGAGUAUCUGCUGUGACCUUAAUGAUUCAGAGCUACUCAGGAAUCUUAUGCAUGAGAGCAUGGGGCCUAAAGGAGGGUUUAGCUACUUUGUUUUUAAAAAACUUCAUGAAAAUAAACAGUUCUCCAAGCUUUUAAGACUUGGAGAAGAGUUCCAUGAAGAACUCUUGAUAUUUCUAAAGGAGCAUCCAGAUCUUUUGUGGCUCCAUGAGUUGUUCCUUCAUCAAUUUUUCUCCGCCUCAGACACUCUCCACGAAUUAGCUCUGUCCGAAGGUGAUGGACCUGAGUCACCCCCUGAAGUUGAGACAGAAGUCGAAUCUGACCAUUGUAAUUUGGAAUUAAAAUUGGCAGAUCGAAAACGCCUUUUGUACCUCUCAAAGAUAGCUUUAAUGGCAGCAGCAGCAGGCAGGAAUACUGAGUAUGAGAGUAAGUUGAUGCGCAUUGAGGCUGAUGCAAAGAUACUCAAGUUUCAGGAAGCCAUUUUAGAUCCCUGUCUCGCCAUCGAAACAGAGCAGAAGCUCGAUUGCGAGCUCCUCCAUCCUGAUCGCCUUAUUCAACUGUGUCUCAAAAGCAAAAACCCAACACUCUCAUUGAUGGCUUUCGACAUUUUUGCCUGGACCAGUACAUCGUUUCGUGAAACCCACAGAAAGCUUUUGGAGGAGUGCUGGAAAAAUGUUGCAGAUCAGGAUGACUGGAAUCAACUAUAUGAAGCAUCAGUUGCCGAAGGAUGGAGUGAUGAAGAGACAAUGAGACACCUGAGAGAAACAGCUUUGUUCAAAGCUUCAAGCAGAUGUUAUGGACAUGGAGCAGCAGAAGUGUUUGGAGAAGGAGGUUUUGAUGCAGUAUUGACCCUAAGACAAGAGAAUCUUGAAGGCUCUAUUAUGGUGAAAGACUGUGUAGGUUCUGUAGAGGCAAUUCUGAUGCAACACAAACAUUUUCCUGAAGCAGGGAAGUUAAUGGUGACUGCCAUUAUGUUGGGAGUGGAGGAUUAUGAUAACAGAGUGGAAGAUGAUCCUAUUUUAGUGGAUUAACUUCUGCCUCUAACAUCUUCCUUUUGGCUUUGGCAUCUUCUUAAUUCUGUAAAUUCUUAGGGUUUCUAAAAGAAAGAUUCUUUGAUUGGGAUUUGUUUUUUUGCUUACUUUUCUUUGUUGUGCAUCUUUACAAGAUCCUUCUACAGUAAUGGCCUGACAAUUGUGAGACAUGCUUGGGAAAA